Lineus longissimus is the source of this 5047-nucleotide messenger RNA. RefSeq names its product adenylyl cyclase-associated protein 1-like. Lineage: Eukaryota; Metazoa; Nemertea; Pilidiophora; Heteronemertea; Lineidae. Gene Ontology annotation, biological process: cell morphogenesis; cytoskeleton organization; actin filament organization. Bases 84 to 2036 code for a protein of 650 amino acids. The transcript has 11 exons. Gene Ontology annotation, cellular component: cytoplasm. The record is from RefSeq and is a predicted model, not a curated record. Gene Ontology annotation, molecular function: actin binding; adenylate cyclase binding.
AUUUAGUUGCAUAUAAUGCUCAGAGGCUCGACAGUUGGUCCCAAAUCAGCUGAUUAACCCCUUCAUCCAAGGCACGGUUCACAAUGCCGUGUUUUCCGUGCUUUAAACGGUCGGGAAAGGAAAAGUACACGCUGGGCGAAAAUAAGGAAAGUACGCCAUCUAAAACUCCACCCCAACAAUCGCAGGUAAAACAGCCGGCUGAACGGACACCCUCGCCUGAGAAAACAACGCCACCUGGUGAGAAUAAUCCACAAUCGACACCAGUCGUCAAGGAAUCCGUUCAGAAAUCCGAAAGAGUCCAAGUCGAGGCUUCGCCACGCGAGUUGUUCUUUUCUACGCAACCGUCGGAGCCGGUCCCGUUUCCCAAAAGGGAACCAGUUCAACUUCCCAAAAGGGAACCAGACCAAGAGUCGAAAAAGGAGCCUGUACAAGUCCCCCCAAAGGAUCCAGUUCAAGUUCCCCAAAAAGAAUCGGCCCAAGUUUCUAAAAAAGAUCCCUCUCCCGAAAAAGUUGUUUUCGUCACCUCAGAUAACCCAGACGAUUUGGACAGCCAAGCAGCCUUUGAAUUGGCGCUAUCGACACUUGCUAAAUUAUACGAGAUUCGUCCGGAAGAUUUGACGCCCGAAAUGUCGCAGGAAAUGGAACGAUUGGUCUCCCGUUUGGAGAAGGUUGCCGAUAGACUCGAGGCGACUGCUGCUGGUGGCGCCGGUGGUGCCAGUGCUGGGGGUGAUGCACUGCCUGUGUUCGUUGAUGAGUUUGAUGCUCAAAUCAUCAAUGGUGGCCUUGCCACGUUCCUGCAAGGAUCGAAAAAGAUUGGUGGAAGUGUUGCGGAAGUUGCUCCGAUGGUAGAGCGUGGUUACAAGGCCGUCAGGGAUCUCCUCGUCACUGCUUCCAAACAACAAAAACCAAAGGAUGCGGAUUUACAAAAGUUUCUGAAGCCACUCGUCGACAUCAUCACAGAGGUCCAGAAUUUCAGGGAGAAAAAUCGUAGAGACGCACAUUUCAAUCAUCUGAGUGCUGUGUCUGAAGGCAUCCCUGCCCUCGGAUGGGUUUCCGUGGCGCCAACCCCCGGACCAUACGUCCAGCAAAUGGAGGAGUCCAGUCAGUUUUAUACGAAUAAGGUGCUGAAGGAAUUCAGAGAAUCGGACCCCAAACAAGCGGACUGGGCCAAAAACUGGAUUAAAAUGCUGAAAGACCUUGCGGCCUAUAUCAAAGAAUUUCACAGGACGGGCCUCACAUGGAAUCCGAAGGGUGUCGUCUCGGCGGCACCAGCACCACCACCGCCCGGUGCCCCUGCACCACCACCACCACCGCCAGUCUUGCCACCAACAGACGGGCCGGCGCCAGCAUCGAAAGGUAGUGCAGGUGACGCGGCCAAGGCUGCACUGUUCAGCGAACUCAAUAAAGGAACUGAUGUCACAAAAGGCCUUAAGAAGGUGACUGACGAUAUGAAGACCCAUAAGAACCCUGGUCUGAGAUUGGGACCUGCGCCGUACCAGAAGCCCGUCACGGCACCCAAGCCGGGCUCGCCCAGGGCCGCACCUAAACCUGCUGCUUCUAAACCUCCAAAGCUGGCUCUCGAAGGCAAGAAAUGGCUCGUGGAACACCAAGAUAACCAAUCCAACCUGAUGAUAACCACAGGCGAGAUCCAGCAAACUGUCUACGUUUACAAGUGCACAAAUUCUACGCUUAAAAUAACUACUAAGAUCAACUCAAUUACCCUUGACAACUGUAAAAAGAUGGCGCUGGUUUUUGAAGAUGUUGUCUCUUGCGUUGACUUUGUCAACUGCCAGCGAAUCCAGGCCCAGGUUUUGGGAAAAUGCAGCCUCUUUAAUAUUGAUAAAACCGAUGGAUGUCAAGUCUUCUUGUCAAAGGACUCCAUCAACGCUGAGAUCGUCACCGCUAAGUCGUCUGAGAUGAAUAUUAUGGUGCCAAAGGACGAUGGAGACUUUGAUGAGUUCCCGCUGCCAGAGCAGUUCAAGUCGAAAUAUGACGGCAAGAAAGGAUUCAAAACAGAUUGCACAGAAUCUGUAUGAGCAUGCAAGACUUACCACCUGUCAUCCCUCAGGUGCAAUAAUGGGCUAGUCUGAUGUGUAGGAAAGUCACACAGAAUGGGCUGAUCCAUUGCAUGCUUAGGGGUGAUAGGUCAGCAACAUCAAGCGAUUGUGAUUGAGAUUUGUCUCGUCAGCGCCAAUUAUUCCAGUUAUUUAGAAAAAGUCUCCGAUCGGCAUUUUUAUCGACUUUGAGAAAACUUUUAGACAAUAAAGAGCUGAUCCAAAAAUAUAUUGAAUCAUGGCACCAACUGUACCAUUAGACGUACUUAUCAAGAAUGUGUUAACUAAUAUUUAGGUAACUUGUGUCCUGCUCAGGCAACUUAGAAAUGUAUAUGACUUGCUGGUGUAUAUAUAUACAAUUGAAAACAAAUUCUCUGCUUUUCCCUGUUUUCUCCAUUUGUUCCAAUCCGAGUGCUCACAUUUGCCAGAGUUGGUUACAAAUGGUGGUCUUGUCGAUAUUUUGCAACUACUCCUAACUUUCUAGGCAAAUUGUGCGCCUGCACUUGGCAGAUAGCGCAAAUCAGUCCUUCCGAGUUAAGAUACGACGUGUAUGAGAAGGAAUUUUGACAUUCAAAGUCGGUAAACUGUCAAUUUGAAAGUAAUAUAUAUAAUUAAUCUUCAAUUAGCAUGAAUUACUGGAUCUCAUUUUCAUUAAUAGACAAAAAACAUUUUGAAAAUUGGUUUCUUUGGCUUCUUUGGGUGACAGAACAAUGUCCCAUUUCUUGACUCCUGAAUUUCUUUUCGAGUAAAGCUUGUAUGCAAUCUUGGAUGAUAUCUAUCGCCUACCCACAGUCGGGUCUGAAGUGGUCUUAAAUCUUCCCGAAGGCAUGAGUAGUAAAGCACUUUCGUAACAAAACCACAUUAGAUCAGAUUGUAGUGUGUUACAAUAGUGUAAAUGAGUGCAUUGGAAUGAUGCCGCAGUGAGGAAAGAUCCGAUCGAAUUGGAGUAUGUGGUUUCAUAGCUUGUCAUGUAAACGACCCUAUAUCUAUAAUACACUAGAGACAUCUGGUAUUAAUAUAUGGAACUGAAUAUUGCUUCAAAUUUUGUAUGUAAGUACUGUUGACUUCAUUUUAGGAGCUCUCAAUAGAAGGGGUGGAUCCAGGAGCCAGAAAAAGAGGGGAACUGCGUUUUUCAUCAAAAUCCCUCGUGUGUUUCAAAAUUUUUGUGGUCAAUUUAAGAUUUUUCAUGAAUUGGGGAGAGGGGUGCAUCUGGUGUGCUCUCCCCCCUUGGAUCCACGCCUGAUUAGGAACCUUUAAGGAAAGCACUAACAGACUAUGUUGAGAGAAUGGUGGCUUGGCAGGUGACAUCGUCGUAGAAGAGGUGCCAUUUUGAAAGUCAAAAUCACGUCCAUGUCGAAAUUUGCCUCGCAAGACCUUUGUCAAAAUCAUUUUCAGCAAAAAAUAAGGCGAGCAAUUUUUUUGUUUUCAGUCAUCAGCACUACAGGCCCAGAAUUAUUUUCCCUUGAACAAGAAUAUUCUAUUAUGUGUCCAUUGUGUGAGGGAAAAUAAUUCUGGGCCACCAAGUCAUGCCUGUAGUGUGUUAUUUCUAGUGGCGGCGCAUGGUGAUUAGCAGUGGUAUUAUCUUCCUGGCCAGGCAAAUCCCACGCCAGAGUUGUCCCUUCAAAUGGUGAAAAUGUGCUUCUGAUUUUAUAUGAACUACUUGCAAAAUUUACAAAGUAUGUGCUAGAAAUUCAUGGAAAAAAUGAUGGCUUAACUUUCGCGCUUUUGUAAUGAUUUUGAAUUUUUUCUGUGAAUUUUUUUUCUCCGCUUUUUUCAAUUUCCUGGAGAAGUACACACAGAGCGAUCUGGUCUUCAGGAUCAUGUAACAACUAAACAAUUUACCCUGCAUGAUAGCAAGAUGGUCAAAAUAGUCUGCCAUUCCCCGAAUACUCACUUUCAUUAACAUAAUCAACUUACUAAAAACUACUUAUGCCAUAUACUAGUGCUAGUUUAUUGACCCUUUAAGCAUGGGGGGAUUUUCAGAAAAGAACUUUUUUUUCUCAUCUGUAAAUUGAAUCAUGAUGGAAAUGGUACCAUUAAAAGUGCUCAUUGAGAGCUUUCCAAUAAAUGGUUGUGUCAGUAUGUUUACUAAUGGUACCAUCGGAGUGUAUGUUAUACAGUAGAACCUCUCUAUUAAGGACCCCCCCUGGGACUGACAAGUGCUGUCCCUAAUAGAGAGGUGUCCUGAUUAGAGGUGUCAAAAUGAAUGGAAACAACUAAUUUGGGACCGAAACUAGUGUCCUUAUUGGAGAGGUUGUCCUUAAUAGAGAGGUGUCCGCUGAGGGAGGUUCCACUGUACUUAGUCAACACCUUUCCAACAUGUGGUCAUGUCAACAUGUUUACAGAUGGUACCAUUAGAGCGUACUUGUCAAGACCUUUCCAACAAAUGGUCAUGUCAGUAUGUUGUGACAAUUAACUCCUUACUUUCAGGGAAUCUUGAUGACAAACUGCCCUCUCAUUGCUCAUCAGAAGCCCUUAGAUAAAUGGUCAUGUCGAUCAAUUCACUAUUGGUAUCAUAAGAAAGACCUCAUCAAGAGCUAUCCAAUGAACAGCCAUGACAAUAGGUUUAUAUAUGGUACCAUUAGAAAAUGUUCACUGAGAGCUUUCCAAUAAUUGGUCAUGUCAGUUGGCAUUGUUCAUUAGGUUUAUGCUAUGGUAACAUUAGAAAGUACAAUGUACACGUCAGGAGCUUUUCUUAAUAUGGUCAAUUUGAUAGCCUUUAAUACAAAUGGUACCAUCAAAAAGAGCUCAACGAGAGCUUUUCUCACUGGGUUCUGAUAUCUGAUAAUAUAAUUUUGGGGCUAAUUUCUCUUUAUGCCUUGGUAAUGGAUAUCCCCUUCUGUUCUAAGUAAAGGGUCAGGUAACCUGCUAGUUUGAUUGCUUAGCUAUUAGCAUUAUUGCUACUUUUCUGUAUUAUGACUAAUGUAAUGAAUGAUGGGACAGGGAAACCAAAUUAUGUAUGAAAAUUUGCAAUAAAAUUUAUUAACAGUAUA